Molecule: messenger RNA, 1562 nt
Organism: Spinacia oleracea (spinach)
Lineage: Eukaryota; Viridiplantae; Streptophyta; Magnoliopsida; Caryophyllales; Amaranthaceae
Product: protein ABA AND ROS SENSITIVE 1
Exons: 9
Coding region: 281-1249 (322 amino acids)
Biological process (GO): mitotic DNA damage checkpoint signaling; nuclear DNA replication; mitotic DNA replication checkpoint signaling
Cellular component (GO): spliceosomal complex; nucleus
Molecular function (GO): nucleic acid binding; zinc ion binding
Source: RefSeq, a predicted model, not a curated record
AAUUUUUUAAACAUUUGUGCACUUUUGUCUAAUUUCCAAAUUGAAGUACAGAACUCGCCGGGUCCAUAUAACUCAGCAGUCAGCAAGGCUGCGCAUACUUCGUUACUUCCCGCUCGACUCCUGUUCUAACACACCGGAAUCCUACCAGCUCGCGAGUUGAAAGUGUAAUGCUUUUCUAAUAUUAUGCGGUGAAAGAGGAAGCAAAUAUUGCAAUUUCUCAAAUUCUAGGGUUUCUGUGCACAUUAUCAACUAAUUUAUGGUAAUUCAUUGAAGCUUAAGAAUGGCUGAUCGAGAUAAGAAGAAGGCUUUAUUUCGUGCUAAAUUGAACGAAAAACAACAGAAAAACCGCAUUGAUUCGCCCCUUGUGAGGUAUAAUGAAGUUGGUAAGCCUGUUUGUCGAGUUUGUGAUGCUGUCUUAAAAUCUGAUUCUGAUUGGAUAACACACCAAGCCUCUCGGAAGCAUCAUGAGGCAAUUAACAACCUUAAAGCAAGUGCUUCAAGAAAAAAUGCGGUUAACAAUGCAAAAUCUGAGACCAUUAAAGAGUCUCCGAAACAACAAGGGGACGAUUCUCUAAAGGUCAAGGAUGAUAAACCAAGAUUGUCUUCUGAUGUACAGAAGUCCCGGCCAUCCUCUGGGCUUCCUGCUGGUUUCUUCGACCAGGGAGACAACAAGAGACAAAAAGUUGUGCCUGCUCGAGUACAGGAGGUUGAUACCAGUGUGGGUACAGUCCCAGCUAAGCCUGCAAAAUCUAGUAAACAUGAAGUUCAGCCUGCAAGGAUUGCAGAGGAUGUAGUUGCUGCUUCUGAAAGUAAGCAAAUUGGAGAGUUGCCUGAAGGUUUCUUCGAUAACAAAGAUGCUGAUCUACGUGCACGUGGUAUCGAACCUGUCAAGCCAGAUGUCAAAGACGAGUACAAAGAAUUUGAAAAAUUGAUCCAACAGGACCUGGCAGAGGUAGACAACCGCUUUGAAGAAGAAGAGAUUGAUGCAGCUGAGCAGAUAGAGGAGGAAGAAAUCAUAGAGCAAAGGACCUACAGGAAUAGAGUGGAGGAGCUAAAAAGAAAGAAAAUGGAACUUCUAGCUGCUAGAUCAUCCGGAGCUGGUAAAGUGUCUGAAGUUCCUGGAUCGAAAGCCAAGCAAGAUGGAACACCUGGAUCGAAGGCCGAGCAAGACGGAUCAUCAAGUGAAGAUGAAGACGAAGAUGAAGAUGAUGAGAGCUUUGCAGUUGAUUGGAGAGCACAGCAUUUGUGAAAAGCUGAAGGUUGAAGUGCUAUCUAAACCAGAUGUUAGUCACAUUUCCAGCUUUGAUGAAGUACGCCAAUUUACCGUGGAUAUCUACACUGACAAUGAUGCUGGAACUGAGAGGCACGAACAAUUUUGUGUACUGCACCAACAUGUACAUUCUUUGAUAUAUGAGAGCAAAUCCCAUGUAUUUUAACCAAGGAAAACCAGACAAUAUUAUCCUCUUUGAGGGAUUGAGUUGAGCAUAUAUAUUCCAUUGAUACAGUUUUCAUGCCGCUUUAAGACUGUAAUUGCAUCCUUUUGCUUCUUCUUCUUGAUUUCA